AAAAUCCUAAGGGAUGGGCGUCAAGUUCACCAUCGCAAAUCUAGAACUCCUUUCUAAAAGAAACUAUUCUUCUCUGUGUCUGUGUGUGACUAGGGAGAUGAUAAUGGAGAUGUGGAAUCAAUACGACGGGAGAUUUCAGGAUUAAGAAAAGAAUUACAUGAUGUCAAAGCUUAUGCAGAGUCAAUCAGAGAAUGUCAAUGUCAACAACCCAAGAGUUACGAAUACAAAAAGCCUGAAUCUGUGCGAAAAAGUGGCGCCUACAUCAUCCGUGGCUUCGACAAUUUUAACAGGAACUGCUUCUUCAGUGCCGUUAUCCAGGUCUUACUGUGCAUUCCCCACCUGCGUGUUCAUUUCAUGAAACUGAAUGACUAUGAUAAACCACUCACUAAAGCAAUAAAGGAGCUGUUCAUCGAAACAAGUCUGCCCCGGUCUCAGAUUGUGACGAACGUUUUCGAAAUUUGUACUACUGCUUUUGUGCCAAAUCCCCCCAAUUCGGCGAUGGUCAGGAUCAAGACAGCCAAGAGUUUCUUGUUUGCUUACUUCAGAGACUGCGAGAGGAAGAAGAAGAUCUGGCUCAGACCUUUCCGAAUUCACCUCAUCUCUUGGUGCAUUCGAUCUUUGGAGGCCAGGUCUUGAAUACCACAUCUUGCCCUAUGUAUAACUGUAGGUACACUAAUGAACAUGACGAGCUUUUUCUACAGAUAUUACUACCAAUCCCUGUUACUGGUGACUUGAGUCGUGCUUCCAUGGUUGGCAAUAAGGAUGCCGCAGUGUCCUUAAUUACUUGCUUAGACCAGUAUAUAGAGUUGGAAUUUCUCCCUGGUAGGCGCUGUGAUCGUUGUUCUUGCAUGGGUGGGAAUAAAAGUAUUCGAGUUAUUCGUGCUCCUUUGAUUUUGACAAUUAGCUUAAAGAGGUUUAACGCGGAGAAUAAGAAGAUAAAUGACCAUAUUAUCUUUGAGGAGACCUUUGAUCUACGAGCAUACAUGGACGACAGGUAUGUCGGGGGUGAUAAGCUUGAAUAUCACCUCAUCGGUGUUGUGGUGCACGAGGGAUCAGUGGAUACAGGCCACUGUUUUGCGUAUGUGAGAGGCGAUAAAAGUGGAGGUAGUGAAGAAGAUAACAAAGAUUUCACCUAUUGUUUAGAUGAUCUGGUUGUUCGUGAAGUUUCUUUACAACAGGUCCUUCAGUCACAAGCGUAUAUGUUGUUUUAUGAAAAAAGGAAUUCAUCUGUUAAACAAGGCUUGAGUUAUGCUAAGACCAGUUCCGCAUUUGGUCCUCCAGCUACACCUAGUGGGUAUGGAAACCGUUCAGAGCCAGGCCUUGCCAAAUACCGCGUUGCGUCUAUUAGAACAUCAGCUUCUCAGAUCCACACACCCAUCAGUAACCAUGCGUCUUCAAAACAGAGGCAUCCACGUUCGAGAUCAACCACAUAUGAGUCUGGUAAGCAGGUUUCUUCAGAGAGGCCAUGGAAGUCGCCUGAUGAGUCUUCGUAUUCAAGUUGGAGGUAAAGUGAUUUCUUAUCUGAGGAGGAGAGAGGUGAGAGCGUGGAUCGGGCAAUCGUUUAGGAGUCGACUCAGCUGUUUGUUUUAGGUAGCUUCAAUGAAGACCAGCUUGUUUUCUCAGAGUGAUGAAGAUGGAUGGAAGACGGUGAAGAGUAGGAAAACUUAUAGAUCAUGUAACUCUCGUUCUUUUCUUAAGAAAAAUGGUAUUUGUUGUUGGAUCGAAGCUAAGGGUUUUUCGUUUACAAAGGGGUAUGGGAGUAAGUCUGGAAAGUUUCAAAUUAUUGAAUCCAAGGAUGAUAGGUUCUCUACUCUAUGGGUUAAUCAAAAGGGGUUAUGUUGGUUUCGAAAGGGCUUACCAUUGGAGAUCACCAAAUCAUGGUCAAAAUCACAAAUUUGGCAGUUCACCGAUUCAGAUGAGUGGUUAACAGUAACAAGGGGAAAAACAAUAAUGGUGAAUGUAUAAAAUUAUCUGGUCCUAAUGCUUGGGAAAAUUCUGCAGAUAUCUACUUCCCAGCAGGUGAUAUGGGGAAUGGAUGGAAACAAAUUAUAACAAUUAUCAAUCAACUCAGUCCGAUUCAGGAAGUUUCAAUCCAGAAACCUCAAUCUUCACCAUCGUCGGUUCAUUUCCCAAACCCUCCAUCUGUUUGGAAUAAACCCAAAUUGGAGACUGAAGUGUUACCUAUUGAAAAGGAAAACUGGAAUCAUACGGUGGUUUUAUCAUCUGAUGCUAACAUGGUAUCUUGGGAUUUAAUUGGUAAGCAUUUGGGUAAGUGUUUGGAGAAGAACGAGGUAUUCUUUCUUCAGCCUUUCUCGAAUUCUAAAGCGUUGUUCAAAGUUCCAAAUUCAGAGAUGAGGACUGAGCUUCUUUCAAAAUCUGGUUGGAGUUUUAAUGGGUUUAACUUCAAAUUCUCCCCAUGGACAUCAAAACUUAAUGUGUUGUCCGAGAAGGAAGUGCUUAAAAUUCAGUCAUGUUGGAUAGAAGUCGGAGGAAUUCCAUUUUCUCUAUGGAAUCAAAAAACUUUUGAAACCAUUGGAUCAAAAUGUGGUGGUCUCCUUGAAGUUUCGGAGGAUACGAGAAAUGGUUGGAAUCUUUCUCUGAUGGAGCUCAAAGUUCGCGGCCCGGUGGACAAUGUCCAAAAAAUUGUAGAAGUCAAUUUCAAAUCUUUACCAUUCAGGGCUUCGAUUGAAAAGGCGAAAGAUCAAUCUUCAAAUAUCAAUAACGGUCUGCAGUGUAUCAAAGUCUUCAACCCGGUUUCCGGUGCAGGUAGCCUUGAUGGCGGGGUAUCUUUGGAUCCUGUAAUAUCUGCUGGUAAAGAUGAUAAGCCAGUGCCAGAUGGAUCUGCAUACACGGGUAAACAACAGCAUCAGUCUGGUGCUGACAAAUGAAAGUCAAAAGCAAACUCGAAUCAGUCACGAGAUUCUUCAGACUCGUGUAGUCACAGUUUUUCCUACAGACCUAAAGCAAGACCAAUAGCUGGAAAUGAAGAAAUUAUUAACGGGCAAAUUAGGGACGUGGGAUCUUCUACAAGGUCUUUGGGCCCAGAGCAGUGGGCUAAAGCUAAAAAUGGUGGAAAAUUUCCCCCUAAUACUAUUACGUCAAUUUCGAUGGGAAAUACAAAAAAACUGGAUUGUUAUUCUUCAGAUUCUCCGUCUGGGUCUGAAAAUUCAGAAUAUGGUUCUUAUCUCUGUGGUGAUUCAGGAAUUCUUGCGGAUGAUUAUACCUCUGAUUCCUCCGUUGAACGUGAAAGGUUAUACAAUAGACUCAAUCCGGAAGCUGUUAGGGAUUCAAUUGGUGAAUGCAUUGGAUGUCCGUGUACUGCUCACAACUGCAAUGGUAGGGCUGUCUCGAUUACCAAUUCAGAAUCGCAACCUAAAUUGGUGGUAUCCAUUCCUUCUCCUUCUUCAUCCUCUCAGUCCAGUGAUGGAAACUUUAGCAACACCCCUCGUUUCUCUCCAACUGGUGAAUUUUUCAAGGAAGCUCUAUCAGAUCCUGAAAAAGAAGCAAUGAUAAUCUAUUUCCUAGAUUCUAAAUAUCAUACAACUUUUGAAUUUAUUAAGAAGGUUGGUGUGUCAAUGCAAUUGGGUUUACCACAGUCUGAUUAUGAGUUUAUAAAAAUUUUGAUGCAUGCUGCCGUUUAGAACCUAGCUGCUUUCAAUUUCGAAUGUAGGGAACAAGAGCAGGUGGCUCUAGAUAAUUGAUAAGUUUUAUUGUUUU
Messenger RNA from Papaver somniferum (opium poppy), 3717 nucleotides. RefSeq names its product ubiquitin carboxyl-terminal hydrolase 16-like. The record is from RefSeq and is a predicted model, not a curated record. The transcript is spliced from 4 exons. NCBI's taxonomy places the organism in Eukaryota, Viridiplantae, Streptophyta, Magnoliopsida, Ranunculales, Papaveraceae. Gene Ontology annotation, molecular function: cysteine-type endopeptidase activity; cysteine-type deubiquitinase activity. Gene Ontology annotation, biological process: protein deubiquitination. The coding region runs from base 2025 to 2888 and encodes 287 amino acids. Gene Ontology annotation, cellular component: cytosol; nucleus.